AUGUCUAAUGGGUCGGCUGUGGUCGCGGAUAGUGUCCGGUCGUUCGGGAACUUUGACCUUAUCAAACGCGUGGAAUUGCGAGAUAAUGACAUAGUAGUGUCAAAAUGGCAGAGUCGUGUCACCGGCCUUACCGUCGUUCAUCUCGAUCACGAGGCUCCCCUUGUCAACGGAUAUUUUGUGGUCGCGACCGAAAUUUUCGAUGACAGUGGGUGUCCACAUACUUUAGAACAUUUGGUCUUCAUGGGUUCCGAAAAGUAUCCCUACAAGGGUAUCAUAGACCACCUGGCUAAUCGAGGGUUUUCUAAUGGCACGAAUGCAUGGACAGACACCGACCAUACAGCAUACACAUCCUCAACCGCCGGAGAUCAAGGAUUUCUUCAGCUUUUGCCUGUUUUCUUGGACCACAUCUUGUACCCGACAAUGGUCAAAUCAGCAUUCCUGACCGAGGUCUAUCACAUCAAUGGAAAAGGCGAGGACGCUGGCGUGGUGUACAGUGAAAUGCAAGGUCGUCAGAACACUUCCGCAGACCUCAUGGCCCUUUGUUCGCAGCGUACCUUGUAUCCGGUCGGUAGCGCAUAUCGCAGUGAAACUGGUGGUCUCAUGGAAGCCCUGAGGUUGUUGACUGUCGAGCAGAUUCGUAAAUACCAUGGCACAUAUUAUGUUCCCCACAAUCUGUCCCUCAUUGUCACGGGAAAACUUUCGAAUGGCACGCAGUCUCUCCUUUCAGUGAUUCAAGACAAAGUUGAGCCCACUAUCAUUGCACACGGUCAGAAUCGUGGGCCAAGGCCUGAUGGCUGGAAACGGCCGUUUAUGGAGACGCCCAGCGCCAACAGAGCACCCAUCCAGCAAUCAGUCAAGAAGGUUGUCGAGUUUCCCGAGAAGGACGAAAGCCAAGGCGAGCUGGUUAUCACGUUUUGUGGUCCAUCCCCAACGAAUUUUCUGGAUCAAAAAGCCCUAGAUAUAUUGGCCACCUAUCUUACAUCCUCUCCCGUAGCUCCUCUGAACAAGGAGUACGUAGAAGUUGAAUCACCUCUAUGCUCGUAUAUCUACUUCAGCGAGGAUACCCGUGCAACCAUGGUAGACUUACCGAUAUACAUAGGAUCUAUACCUGUGGAACACAUAGACGACUUUGACCAGAAGUUUGUCUCGAGCUUACGCCGCAUCAGCCGUGAGGGUAUUGAUAUGGAUCGUAUGCGUAUGGUCAUUAAUAGGGACGAGCGACAGCUGCGUAGCAAACUAGAAUCUUCCAAAGGAGAAACCCUUUCGGGCGCGCUCAUCACGGAUUUUCUGUAUGGCGCCCUCGAUGGAUCGGAUCUGCCAGAUGCCUUGGACGAGAUGAAGUACUACAAUGUGCUGCGAAUGUGGUCGAGUAAAGACUGGUCAAACCUAUUGAACAAAUACUUCGUUGAUGCUAACUAUGUUGCAAUCAUUGGCAAGCCUUCUGCGCACCUUGCUGAGAAGCUUGAAAGAGAUGAGAAAGCACGUCUUGCUGUGCAGGUUGAAAAGCUGGGUCCUGAAGGUCUGGCGCAAGCGAAGAAGGAUCUUGAAGCUGCCAAGGAAGAACACGAAAAACCGAUACCUAAGGAUGUCCUUACCUCAUUCCCCGUACCGGAUGUCAAAAGUAUUUCUUGGAUUCCCGUAGAGAGUGUACAGGAGACAAGCGAAAGUUUUGACGUGACCCGGACGCAGUCUUCCUUGGCUAAGCAUAUCGAAUCGGAUGGUUCUCCGUUACCAAUGUUUAUCCAGUAUGAUCACGUCAAGUCCGAUUUUGUCUCCAUCCAUGCGUACUUUUCUCUGGCCAACGUCCCUGAUAGACUUCGCCCGCAUAUUUCGACUUAUCUCGCUGCGUUUUUCUCGCUUCCUGUGAAACGCACUUCUGGCCAACAUCUGUCACACGAAGAGGUUGUCAAUAAGCUAGACGAUGAGACUGUGGCGUACGAAUCUGCGCUUGGUGUUUCCGAACAAUUCACAGAAAUGCUGCGCGUUACUUUGAAAGUCCAGGUCGGGCAGUACGAAUCCGCUGUCGCCUGGCUCCGCGAUCUUAUUUGGGGCGCCAUCUUUGACAAGGAAAGACUCCUUGUUUCCGCCGCAAAGAUCGCACAAUCCCUUCCCGAGCUUAAACGUGAUGGUAAUAACGUCUUGUCAUCCGUCUGGAUGGAAUGUCAUUUCAGCGCCAACUCGACUUCUCUGGCGAGCGCUGUGCUGUCCCAGUCGGAGUUCGUCCCUAAGCUUAUUGAAGAACUGCGGGAAACGCCGGACAAGGUCAUCGCGGAUUUUGAAGCGUUGCGCACCUACUUGACUGAUCCAUCUGGCGUCCGGUUUUCUGUGACUGGCAACGUUCUUGGUGUUACGAAGCCUCGCAGUGUCUGGGGAAAGUAUUUCGGGAGCCUUCCUAAAUCCCGCCUCACUCCAAUUAGAUUUUCGUACGAGACACUUAAUGAUCUUGGAAGAAACCCUGCCGGAAAGGCAACGGUCGUUAGUUUACCCACUAUCGAGAGCUCUUUUGUCAGCCACACCGCCCGGGGCAUCCAAGGCUUUGACCAUCCCGAAUUCCCGGCGCUUAGAGUAGCUCUGGAAGUGCUUAACGCCACGGAAAGUUACUUAUGGCGCUCCAUUCGAGGUUCUGGUCUUGCAUAUGGAGCCUAUGUCACCGCGGACAGAGAAGCCGGUUUGUUGUCGUUUAUAUUAUAUAGGAGCUCGGAUAGUAUAGCAGCGUUUAAAGAGGCCAGAAAGGUGCUGACUGGUUUGAUAGACGGCACAGUUGAGCUAGAGGAGACCACCCUGGACGCAGCCAAGAGCAGCAUUGUCUACGGUGUUGCAAGGAAUGUCGCAACUCCUGGCACAGCGGCUACUAAUUCUUUCCUUGAUCAAGCCAUAAAAGGCGUGCCUCAGGGCUACAAUCUGAAGCUCCUGGAGCAAUACCAAGCUGUGACGAAGAGCGACGUGCUAGCUUCGCUCAAGAAGCACGUUUUGCCAAUUUUCAGUUCCUCCUCUUCCACGGUUGUCGUUGUCACAACCCCUUCGAAGGUAGACCAGAUUGCAGGCAAUUUAGAAGAGUUUGGCUUUAAACCCGAGAAACGGACUUUGGAGGUUGUACUUGAAGAUGGUACUGAUGACGACAGUAGCUCUGAGACUGGCUCACAAGCAAGUCAUCAUUGA
Molecule: messenger RNA, 3159 nt
Organism: Pisolithus orientalis
Lineage: Eukaryota; Fungi; Basidiomycota; Agaricomycetes; Boletales; Pisolithaceae
Product: Metalloenzyme, LuxS/M16 peptidase-like protein
Exons: 22
Coding region: 1-3159 (1052 amino acids)
Molecular function (GO): metal ion binding
Source: RefSeq, a predicted model, not a curated record